AUGCCACACCCGAUUAAGAUGGAGAUGGUGUUAGAUAAAAGUAGUUUGCUGGAGACAAAGAAACAUCUCUUAGAAAAUAAAACAAUAUUGGUUCUUGGUGACGAACAGAUCAACAGAAAAUGGAUUAGGUCUACUCUUACGAACUAUGGAGUCAAAUUGGUCCUGGUUCAGACUAAGUCCGACAUUGCACCACCUGGUGAUGUCUGCACGUAUAUACAAUACGACUUCACUGACCAUCGACAAGACGAAACACAUGCCGACAGAAUAGCGCAGAUAUUGACAGCUCUUGAGCUCUCCAUUAAUGGAUGCUGUACGUUCACUGAUAAAUGCGGACCACUAGCUGCUUAUUUAUGUGAGAGGCUAGAGCUGACUGGAGGUGCUGGCGUAUUGGGAGCGACGAAUGUCAGGAGCAAAAGUUCAACACACAUGUACCUCCAGAAAGAGAUUAACGGUGUUCAACAGUUCCCCCGAACUUACCAGUACACCGGAAGAUUUGCUCACAUCACAUGCGCAGAAUCACUGAGAUCUGCCUCAGAAAUGGUUAAACACCCGGCGGUUUGUAAACCGGAUACUGGCACGCGCGGGAAUGGAGUUGAGAUGAUUCAGAACGAAGAGGAAUAUGAACGUCUGAGUAAGAAAAUAAGCAAUGGUCUGGCAGCCAGCAAUUCAAUGAUAAUUAUGGAAUAUUUUGAGGGCACUGAACAUGACAUAGAUGUGAUCUUGUAUCAAGGAGAAGUCAUCGCCGCCAUUGUUUCAGACAAUGGUCCUACAAGAAAAGGAUCCUUUCUGGAAACGUAUAUGUCAAUGCCGACAUGUCUACCUCCCUCCAAGGCCGCGCAACUCAGGAAAGCAGCAUCGCACUGUUGUAUUGAUAUCGGCCUCCGUAACGGCGUUUUCAGCGUGGAGAUGAAAUUUACGUCCACAGGUCCGAAGCUGCUAGAGAUCAAUGGACGAAUGAAUGGGGAUUAUGUCCGAAACUGGACAUAUAAUUGCUUCAGAUUUGAUCCGCUUUGGUAUGUUAUGGUUAUUGCCGCUGGAAUCCGACCGCCAGUUCCGUCAGAAAAAUCAAACGUCCACAUUAUGGGUAUCACGUGUGCUUUGCCUGUACACCAACAUCUUCUGCGCAAACAAGAAUUCGGGACAAAAAUUGAUGAACUGAUCCAUUCUGGUAAAAUUCAAUUCUUCGGUACGAAGUUCUUUGACUGUAAAAACAGUAACACCCAAAAUAUCGUGGCAAUUUGCAAUGUUGCAAUUGUUCAGCAUGACUUACAACACGCAAAAUCGGAACUCCUUAAAAUAUGUGACAUGCUAGGAAUUCACACGUCACUCUUUGAUGUCCCGAAAUAUCUUUCAGAUUUUGUCCACGCCAAUUCAGUGAUGUGA
Molecule: messenger RNA, 1383 nt
Organism: Pecten maximus
Lineage: Eukaryota; Metazoa; Mollusca; Bivalvia; Pectinida; Pectinidae
Product: carnosine synthase 1-like
Exons: 2
Coding region: 1-1383 (460 amino acids)
Biological process (GO): carnosine biosynthetic process
Molecular function (GO): ATP hydrolysis activity; metal ion binding; ATP binding
Source: RefSeq, a predicted model, not a curated record